AUGGACUUUCCACACCUGCCUGGCCAAUAUCCCAUGGAUCCCCCAGAAAUUGAAUGCACUACAAGCUUGGAUCCCGAUACGUCGUCCUCUUCGACUCGGUCUUCGGAUACCACUGACGCGGCCUGGAUAGGACAAGUACACCAGAUGACUUGGGAUAUCCUAAUAUCAACACUGGACUACGAGCAGGCUAUCAACCUUUUACAUACAGCCCGCGCUCGUAUAACUUCGCGUGAAGAAGCGAAAAAUCACCAGGAGCUGAUAGACGUAGCCGCCAAUAUUCGUACAGCUGUUACCAAGUUUGAAGUUGCAUAUAACCAAGGACAUUGGGUGCAGGCAAUCCUGAUCCUUGAUCGACUAUGUUGUUAUCUCACAACUAUGGUUAACCCAUUGGAUUAUAAAUCUUUUGAGCUACCUUUCGAGUGGCUCAUCAAACGAGGUGAAGCUGAAGUCCUUUGCAACCGGAGGGGUGCCGCUCGGCUUACUCUGGAACGUAUGAGAUCUCUAGCAGACUCGGUAUGGAGCGUCCAAGCAUGUGUAUGGCUCAGCGGCCUCAUUGACUAUGCUAAUGGGGAUAUUGAGGCAGCUUAUGAAAAGUUUGAAGACAUAACACAUUCUCAACCUCUCUCAGGCGCAGUCAAACACACAUACGAACGUGUAAAAAACGUCAAAAAUCGACUGGAACUCAUCUUCGGCCAGGUGGCUGUAGAUGACCCACAUAAAAUCGACGAUAUACUUUUUGCAAUCGAAAAUUUUCUCACGUAUACAUCAGGCGAGAAGGCCGAAACAGUAUAUCGCGUGAAUGUCCGCCUGGUCUUAGCUGACUUUUACACGAGGGCUAUGGCAAAAUUAAAGAUCUAUAAUGACAAUCAGUCCGCGCAACAUCUCACCAGCAGGGAGCCCGCGUACUAUAGGUUAAAGGCCAUGGGAGCGCUCAACCAUAUCCUUGCGAUCGAUCUAGAUUUUGACUUUGAGCACCGACACUUGUUCGAUCAUGAACGCAGGCGCCAUCUUAUUCGCGCCCUCGCACUUCGCAUCACGAUAUGCGUGUCUCAUACAAACGUGCACCGUUACCUCGAGUUGGCAUUUUCAGACUAUCAGCAGCUUUUAGUUUUAUUGAAAGAAGGGUGGGGAGAUGGAGAGGUCUCGAUUCACCCAGAGCGCGUCUAUGCCGAGUAUCUCCAACUGUGUCUUGCGAAUCAACACUUUUCAAAGCCGGAUCCAAACCCUAGUUGCAGUGCACCUCUAGAGGAGGAGCAGUGCAGCGAUACUCCAGGGGAGGGGCAGAGCAGCGAUACUCCAGAAGAUUCUGCGGAACAGUUGGAAGACAGUGUAGACUCUCUCGGUUACUACAAGAUUCUCGGAGUGGACAAGUCCGCUUCAAAUGACGAAAUCCGGCGAGCAUACCUAAAAUCGAGUCGUCGGAUGCAUCCAGACAGACAAGGAGGAGAUACGGCACUGUUCCAACACAUGCGGAUGCCAGGCACGAGUACGAUACCGGCCAUGAAUUUCAAAGCUUUGGUUUUUAGUGUCAUUCUUGAGAUGUCUUGCUAUCCAUAUUGUAUCUCAAAGAAAUUUAUUUUUAAUUGA
Melampsora larici-populina 98AG31 is the source of this 1587-nucleotide messenger RNA. RefSeq lists its product as uncharacterized. The record is from RefSeq and is a predicted model, not a curated record. Bases 1 to 1587 code for a protein of 528 amino acids. Gene Ontology annotation, molecular function: protein binding. The transcript has 6 exons. NCBI's taxonomy places the organism in Eukaryota, Fungi, Basidiomycota, Pucciniomycetes, Pucciniales, Melampsoraceae.